AUGCCGACCAUCGCGGCUCGUUCGUACGCCGUUGCCCGAUUGCAGGCCGGGCAGGCUAUCAGAAUCAUCAACACCAGCGGCAGCCAAGUCGUCGAUACGUGGGCUCUCCCCAUCCCACCCAGGGCGAAUUUCCCGCCUACAUGUCCAUGGUACAUACGCGGUCGACGGCGGCCAAUGCUCACAAUGCUGGAGGACACAUCGCCCGGUGAGCAUGACGUCAUGUUCGCCGCCUGCUCCAGGGAGCGUUACGUCCAGCUCGGCGCGUCGCCGGACCAUGACAGUUGUGCAAAUAACUUGUACUCGGCCGUAAAGGCGUGCGACGACGCGGCGUUUGACAAGCUGGUCGAGUUUCUGGAAUGCGGAUGGAUGCCCGACCCGCUCAACUUGUUUAUGAAGGUCGUCGUCAGAGGCAGCAAAGUUGGUCAAUUCGAGACCCCGGAGCCGGGCGGGGGAUUAUGUCGUCUUGCAGGCCGGGCAGGAUUGCCUUGUGUUUAUGAGUGCUUGUCCCAUGGACCUUACUGA
Molecule: messenger RNA, 522 nt
Organism: Metarhizium album ARSEF 1941
Lineage: Eukaryota; Fungi; Ascomycota; Sordariomycetes; Hypocreales; Clavicipitaceae
Exons: 1
Coding region: 1-522 (173 amino acids)
Source: RefSeq, a predicted model, not a curated record